AUGUCCUUGUCUGAUCGACAGAAAGGAAAGGUUAAGAUGGGUCAGCUGGACUUGGAGGGAGCACUGAUUGCCAGAGACCGAGUUGGCAUCCAGGAUUUUGUGCUUCUCGAUGCCCACAACAGUGAGACAGCCUUCCUAGACAAUCUGAAGAAACGUUUCUCAGAGGAUUUGAUAUACACUUAUAUAGGUACUUUGCUGAUAUCCGUGAAUCCAUAUAAAGAGCUGGACAUCUACACUAAAAAGCAGAUGGACCUCUACAUGGGGGUGAACUUCUUUGAGCUUCCACCACACAUUUACGCAUUAGCAGACAAUGCUUACCACACCAUGCUAACAGAAGCCAACAACAACUUCAUUCUGAUAUGCGGAGAGAGUGGAGCGGGCAAAACAGAGGCCUCCAAAAAAAUCCUGCAGUUCUAUGCGGUCAGCUGUCCGAGCACUACUCUGCUGGACACCGUGAGAGACCGCAUGCUCAUGUCCAACCCUGUACUAGAGGCUUUUGGAAAUGCAAAGACGAUGAAAAAUUACAACUCUAGUCGUUUUGGGAAGUAUAUGGACAUUCAGUUUGACAGCCAGGGAGAUGCUGUCGGUGGCCAUAUCCUCAGCUAUCUGCUGGAAAAGUCCAGAGUGGUCCACCAAAACCACGGAGAGAGAAACUUUCAUAUCUUUUACCAGCUGGUGGAGGGAGGGGAGGAGGACCUACUGAGGCACCUGGGCUUGGAGAGAGAUACCAAGCGUUAUUGCUAUCUGGUGCAGGGUGAAUGUUCCAAUGUGAGCUCCAUUAAUGAUAAGAAUGACUGGAAAACAGUUAAAAAUGCUCUGUCGGUCAUUGACUUUGAUGCUAGUGACAUUGAGCACCUCUUUGGGAUCAUAGCUAGUGUGCUUCAUCUGGGCAAUGUGCACUUUGAUGGUGACUCCAAAGGUUAUGCUAUUCUAAACUCAAAUGCAGCACUACGCUGGGUAUCCAAGCUGUCAGGGGUCCAUGUGCAAGUGCUUCAUGAAGCCCUUACAUACAGGAAGAUUGAAGCCAAAUCAGAGGAGGUCCUGAGCCCAUUCACUGUGGAUCAUGCAGUCUAUGCCAGAGAUGCCCUGGCCAAAGCCAUAUACGGCCGUACCUUCACAUGGCUAGUCAACAGGAUCAACGAAUCUCUGGAGAAUAUGGACUCUAACAGGAAGACAGUCAUUGGAUUGUUGGACAUCUAUGGAUUUGAGGUAUUCACUGUCAACAGUUUUGAGCAAUUCUGCAUAAAUUACUGCAACGAGAAGCUCCAGCAACUCUUCAUUCAGUUAACACUAAAGGCUGAACAGGAGGAAUAUGAAGCAGAAGGAAUUGGGUGGGAGCCGGUGCAGUUCUUCAACAAUAAAAUCAUCUGUGACCUGGUGGAGGAGAAGCAUAGAGGAAUCAUCUCUGUGCUGGAUGAGGAGUGUCUGAGGCCAGGAGAUGCCACAGAUCUCACAUUUCUUGAGAAGCUUGAGGAGAAAAUGGGCAAUCAUCCGCACUUUGUGACGCAUAAACUGGCUGAUAAGAAGACCCGUAAGACACUUGAGAGAGGAGACUUUCGUCUGCUUCAUUAUGCAGGGGAGGUGACCUAUUGCGUUGUGGGGUUCAUUGACAAAAACAAUGAUCUUUUGUAUAAGAACAUCAAAGAUGUGUUGCGCCUGUCAAAAAAUCCCAUAAUUCAGCAGUGCUUUCCAGUCACUGAAGAAGACAGCAAGAGAAGGCCUGAGACAGUGGCCACUCAGUUUAAGAACAGCCUUCAGAGGCUGACAGAGAUUCUGACGGCUAAGGAGGCAUGGUAUGUGCGAUGUCUCAAGUCCAAUGAUAAUAAACAGCCAGGCAAGUUCGAUGAAGUUCUAGUGAAACAUCAGGUGAAAUAUCUGGGGUUGAUGGAGCACCUGAGGGUCAGACGAGCUGGAUUUGCAUAUCGGCGUAGAUAUGACGUCUUCUUAAAGAGGUAUAAAGCACUUUGUCCUGCCACAUGGCCCCACUGGAGGGGAGUACCUGCAGAAGGGGUGGAAACACUAGUUCAGCAUCUGGGCUACCAGCCUGAUGAAUAUAAAAUGGGCAGGACAAAGAUAUUUAUACGAUAUGCUAGGACUCUUUUUGCCACUGAAGAUGCUUUUGAAAUCUGCAAACAUGACCUGGCUACGAGACUACAAGCCAAAUAUAAAGGUUACAGAGCCAAAGGAGAGUUCAGAAAACAGAAAGAGGCUGCUACGAAAAUAGAGACCUGCUGGAGAGGGGUGCAGGCACGGAAGGAGAGAGAUCGAAGAGCCUGGGCCGUCAAAGUUAUUAAAAAGUUUAUUAAGGGCUACAUGACACGUCGUGAGGCAAAAACUACAGACAACUCAGAGUACCUGGCUUUCGUCAGACAGAGCUACCUCAAUCGACUGAAGAAUAACUUACCAAAGACGGUGCUGGACAAGACCACAUGGCUGACCCCACCUCCAGUUAUGACAGAGACCUCUGAGAUUUUGCGUCAGCUGCACACUCGUAUGAUGGUGAGGAAGUAUGUGCGUGGAAUCACACCUCAGAGAAAAGCGCUGCUACAACAAAAAGUAGUAACCAGUGCCAUCUUUAAGGGAAAGAAGGACAGUUAUCCUCAGAGCAUCAGUGUACCUUUUGUGGACACCAGAAUCAGUGAACAAGACAUAAACACGAGGGUUCUCCAGACCAUAAGACAUGAACGUAUCAAGUACAGUGUUCCUGUGGUGAAGUAUGACAGGAACGGAUUUAAAUCCAGACAAAGACAGCUAAUCUUCACACAGGCUGCUGUGUACAUGGUAGAAGAAGCUAAGAUCAAACAGAGAGUGGGCUAUGUGUCUUUAAAAGGUGUAUCUGUCAGUAAUCUGGGUGACUCUAUCAUGAUUCUCCAUGUUGCUUUUGAUGAUCCAAAACAAAAGGGCGACCUUAUACUAGAGUGUGAACACCUCUUUGAAACUUUGACCAAACUGGCUAUGAUCACAAACAAGCAGAAUGACAUCAAGGUGCUUCAAGGAAGCAUUAAGUUUGAGAUCAACACAGGCAAGGAAAACUGUGUGGACUUCAGUACUGGACAAGAGCCUAUGGUUUAUAAAGGCAAAAAUGGCCAUCUGAUGGUGGUGGCUCCACGGAUCAAGUCUCGAUGAUCUCAGCAGGUGAUUUGAAUUGUAUAUAUUUCAUGAGGGGAAACCUGUAAAGGAAGAUGAUACCUCAGGCCACGCCCAC
Messenger RNA from Triplophysa rosa, 3205 nucleotides. RefSeq names its product myosin IHa (gene myo1ha). The transcript has 31 exons. Bases 1 to 3126 code for a protein of 1041 amino acids. The record is from RefSeq and is a predicted model, not a curated record. Gene Ontology annotation, cellular component: cytoplasm; actin cytoskeleton; myosin complex. Gene Ontology annotation, biological process: actin filament organization; vesicle transport along actin filament. Gene Ontology annotation, molecular function: ATP binding; microfilament motor activity; actin filament binding. NCBI's taxonomy places the organism in Eukaryota, Metazoa, Chordata, Actinopteri, Cypriniformes, Nemacheilidae.